Molecule: messenger RNA, 1308 nt
Organism: Caenorhabditis bovis
Lineage: Eukaryota; Metazoa; Nematoda; Chromadorea; Rhabditida; Rhabditidae
Source: the annotation of a GenBank genome assembly
AUGGUCGCUGCCAGUGUGGACGUUGAUGAUUCGGCCAACACAAUCCUACCAGUAUCGGUGUCGUCUGGCGAUGAUGAGACCGGAAUCUGGCGCGAAGUGCUCGCCUCGAAGAAAGUCAACUGGAAUCAAGGCAGCACGGUUAUUCUGAUGGGCGAAAACCGCGCUGGUAAAUCGUCAUUGUUAGGACGUCUAAAUAAAAACGAAAAGGAGCAAAAGCAUGAAUCCCUCCUUGAAUAUCAAGUAAUCCAUAUUCAAAACGACGCCAGGGAUUCCAGCUACGCUUACCAAUUGGGAACAGCGGGGGCAAACUUAAAUCCUUCUGAAAUGCUUCACAUUCCGGUCUGGACCCUUGACGGAAGCGAGAAAUGCGCUUCAUUGCUUCAACAUGCGCUCCCUUCAAAUCCAUCAAAAGCCAUAUUUGUGUUAGCAGCAAGCAUUGAUAAUCCGAACCUGAUCCAUUCCUUAAAGCGCUGGGCGAAUGUUUGCACCGAGCAGGCUCAAAAGAAUUUCGACAAAAAGGAUUUGAAGGAGGGAAGAGAGCAGCAAGAGCGUUGGUGGCAGGAAUACGUCGAUCCCGUAGAAUCACAAAUGAGUUCCUCCGUCGUAGGAAACUUUGCUGACGUCACGAAUCUGCUGCCGCUCGACCAGGGAACUUUAAGUGAAAACUGUGGGAUGACAUUCAUUGUGGUCAUCACCAAAGCGGAUCUCGCUAAAGAUCUCACCGAUCAACAGUUUGGAAGAAUCAUGAUUCAUCUGAGAAAGUUCUGCUUGGCGCUUGGAGCAACGUUGAUCUUCACAAGUGCCAACACUGGCAAGAAUGUGCUACUGCUUCAGAAGUAUCUACUUCAUCGAUCCUUCGGAAUUGCUUUCACAAAUGCCGCGCAAGUCAUUGAACGCGAUGGUAUCUUCAUUCCAGCUGGAUGGGAUGGCGAUAAGAGAAUUGAAAUGAUCAAGGAAACCAUUCCCGAGCUCGAUAUGGCUCUUGAGCCAACCCGCGAGAAGCCUCGUCCUCAGACCAAGGAACAUCUGAUCGAGGCCGAAAACGACCAAGAAUUUCUCAAGAAGCUCAGUGAGGUGCUUCUGUUAACUGCACCCGCUCCAGCGCCGACGAGAAAAGUGGCGCCUGAUGAGCCAGCUGAUAGUCCGUUGGCCAACUUCUUUUCAAAUCUUCUAAAAGACAAGCCGGCAAGAACUUCCUCACCGAUCGCCUCUCAACCCAUCGAAGCUACCGCGGCUCAGUUGGAUCGAAUCCUAAGGAGCACAUCGAGCACAAGACCUCAGCAGCAAAAUUCGGAUUUGGAUGCCUAA